Molecule: messenger RNA, 699 nt
Organism: Eruca vesicaria subsp. sativa (arugula)
Lineage: Eukaryota; Viridiplantae; Streptophyta; Magnoliopsida; Brassicales; Brassicaceae
Source: the annotation of a GenBank genome assembly
AUGAGAAAAAGUCGAGUCACAGACCAUCUCAUCACCACGAUGACUGAGAUGAUGAACAACACCACGGCGGAGGCAGAGUACACCAGGUGUAAAACAUCGGUUUGGUGGGACAUAGAGAACUGUGCUGUUCCCAAAGGUUGUGAUGCUCAUGGGAUCACUCAGAAGUUAAGCACAGCGCUGGCUAAUAUGAAUUAUCUUGGUUCUCUUUCUAUCUCUUCCUAUGGCAACACAGAUCUCAUCCCUAAAGCUGUUCAACAUGCUCUCUCCUCCACUGGAAUCUCUCUUAACCAUGUCCCUCCCGGAAGGAAAGACGCGAGUGACAAGAAGAUUCUAGUGGAUAUGUUUUUGUGGGUAGUGGAGAAUCCUCCUCCGGCCAAUAUAAUGCUUAUCACCGGUGACAUAGACUUCUCCCAUGCCCUUCACCGGCUGAGAAUGAGGAGAUACAACAUUCUUCUAGCACACCCUCAAAAUAUUUCACCUUCCUUGGUUGCUUCUGCUAAGACCUCAUGGCUCUGGAGAAGCUUAUUAUUACCAAGUGGAACUUCCCUCACACAGUGUGAAUCCUCACGGGUACUUGAGAGUUCUGAAAUAUCUAGUGAAGAGGUUUUUUCUACACAACCAAUGGAUUCAGGGUCUGGUUCUAGUAGGGCUGCGAGAAGUAGAUUCAAAGGAAUCUAUGUCUCAAAAGCAUCAAAUUAG